Molecule: messenger RNA, 3606 nt
Organism: Ictalurus punctatus (channel catfish)
Lineage: Eukaryota; Metazoa; Chordata; Actinopteri; Siluriformes; Ictaluridae
Product: potassium voltage-gated channel subfamily A member 5
Exons: 2
Coding region: 163-1833 (556 amino acids)
Biological process (GO): protein homooligomerization; potassium ion transmembrane transport
Cellular component (GO): membrane; voltage-gated potassium channel complex
Molecular function (GO): protein binding; delayed rectifier potassium channel activity
Source: RefSeq, a predicted model, not a curated record
UGCGCGCGCUCAUUAUCUGUCACAUUAAAACAGCGUUAAUAUAUAUUUUUUUAAAACUUCAAAUGAAGAAAACUGUUACUAAUAAGUGAAUCUGGUCAAAAUCUUCAGGUCUUUUUUUUUUUUUUUUAAAUGUUUUCCUGGUGAACAUUUCAUGGCUCCGGAAUGGAGAUAGCCUUGGUGAGUUUGGAGAACGGCGGCGCGAGAGGGAGCGCGAGCGAUGCCGGAGAAAGCUAUCGGAGCGCACGGGAGCAGCUCACGGCUUCAGGGAGAAACGACGAGUGUGUCAAGGAGCUGAACACGGAACCGAGCUCGUGGAGAAUGAACGACAUGAGCGACACGUUCAGCUGCGCCGAAAGCGCCGUGGAUGCGCUGCUGCGCGCCGACCGCGUCCCUCACCUCUAUGACGAGGACCUAUCGGACGUAGUGGAUGUGGUGGACAACGUGGAGCAUGAUGGGAGCAAUGAGCGCGUGCUCAUUAACAUCGCAGGUCUUAAGUACGAGACACAGCUGGGCACCCUAAACCAGUUUCCUGACACCUUGUUAGGAGACCCAGAUAAGAGGAUCAAGUACUUUGACCCACUUCGGAAUGAGUACUUCUUUGACCGAAACCGGCCGAGCUUUGAUGGGAUCCUGUACUUCUACCAGUCAGGUGGGAAAAUCCGGAGGCCCGUCAAUGUGUCAAUUGAUGUAUUCGCUGAUGAAAUACGGUUCUACCAGCUGGGUGAAGAGGCUAUGGAGCGCUUUCGUGAAGACGAGGGCUUCAUAAAGGAAGAAGAAAAACCCCUACCACACAGUGAGUUUCAGAAACAGGUGUGGCUCAUUUUUGAGUACCCCGAAAGCUCGAGUCCUGCCCGUGGCAUCGCCAUUGUAUCUGUGAUCGUCAUCACUAUAUCCAUAAUCACUUUCUGCUUAGAGACGUUGCCUGAGUUCAGGGAUGAGAGGGAGCUUCAAGCAGCAAGCAGGACAGCUGCCAACUCCACUUUACAAGCUCGGCCAUCUCUCACUUUCUCCGACCCAUUUUUUGUCGUUGAGACCACCUGUGUGAUUUGGUUCACCUUUGAGCUUAUUGUCAGGUUCUUUGCCUGCCCCAGCAAGUCAGAGUUCUCCAAAACGGUCAUGAACAUCAUCGACAUCAUGUCCAUCAUGCCUUACUUUAUCACAGUAGGUACAGAACUGGUGGAGCAGCAGCAUGGUCAGGAUCAUGACAACGGACUGCAGCAGCAGCAGCAGGCCAUGUCACUGGCCAUCUUGCGAGUUAUUAGACUUGUGAGGGUGUUCCGCAUAUUCAAGCUCUCACGGCACUCCAAAGGUCUCCAGAUCUUGGGGCAGACUCUGAAAGCUAGCAUGCGAGAGCUAGGUCUCCUCAUCUUCUUCCUUUUUAUCGGUGUAAUCCUUUUCUCAAGCGCUGUGUACUUUGCUGAGGCUGACGAGCCCGAGUCCCAUUUCUCCAGCAUCCCAGAUGCCUUCUGGUGGGCUGUGGUUACAAUGACCACCGUGGGCUAUGGUGACAUGAGGCCUAUAACAGUUGGAGGCAAAAUUGUAGGCUCACUAUGCGCCAUCGCUGGUGUGUUGACCAUUGCACUGCCUGUGCCUGUGAUCGUGUCCAACUUCAAUUAUUUCUACCAUCGAGAGACUGACCAGGACCAAGCUGCACUCAAGGAUGAGCCCUCCAGUGAUGUCCACGGAUGCAGCAGGUCACCUCCAAAUUCCACAGGAGAUGUAGAAAGUCAGGACACACCAGUGGGAAAGGCCAACAUUAAAGCAAAUAGCAGUACAGAUAUUAAAGAGUCCCUCUAUGCUUUUUGCUUAGACACGAAGGAAACAGAUUUGUAGUGUUUGUGUGAUGAACCUCAAUCACCAACAUUUUAAGGUGUGUUCAUACCUUUAAAUUUAAUUUUAUCAAUAUAGAUUGGUCAAAAAUAUUAACACUCUAAGUCUUAUAGACUGGUAUAAGUAUUUGCACACCUGAAAUGAUCAACAAUCCUGGAAAGUUUAAUUAUUUUUUUCAUUAGACCCUAACAGAGCUACUUCUCAGUUCAACACAACCCGAAUUGAAGAAAAUGUAUUUUCUGAAAUGUACUGUGUUAAAUGUACCGUGUCAGGCUCAUGGUUGGAGCUACAGUAUUUUGGAUUGUUUCAUGCGUGGAAGCAUAUAAAUCAUUUGAAUAAAUUAUAGAGACCUCCAAAGCACAAUUUAGUAUUUUAUUAUACACAUGGACUACGAAGAUUUCACACUUUUUAAUAUAAUUUAAAUCCAUUAAAAAAGGAACGUUUAAGAGUGCUACCCAAAAACAUGGAAAGCUUGUUUUUAUUCUGAAUUCAUAAGGAUAAGACUAUUUUUUUUCCUGAGCUGGACAUCAGAAUCAGGACGGACAGAGAGGCAUAUGGGGAAUACAGGAUCAAUACCUGGCAGUGAGAGCAUUUCCAACACAGGUGUACUCAAUACUAAUCUUCAUCAUGAGGAUCACGUCUAAACUGUCUUACAGAUGAAAGAUCUCAGGAGAAUGGAGGCAGUGAGGAAAGUUUAGCCAUCCUAACUCUUCCCACCUAGUUAACAGUCAUUUAGACAGCUGUGCCUUCAAUCAAGCCCUCCGUUCUUUUGACACUCCCUUCGUGUACAGAAAACACCCAACCCACAAUAUAGUGACAGAUCCUGCUGAUGACUCCAGUUCGGGUUGUUCUCUGCAAACUGAACGAGGAACAUUAAAGGAGGAGUUUCUCCAGGUCGGAGGCUUACCUUUGGUGUGGAACUCAAAUCAGUGCGUAUUAGAAGUGAUCUCUCUCUGUGCAAUAUCCGUCGACAUUAGUGUUGUCACGUGGAAGUAGAUUAUGGACUGACUGUGCUCAGUCAAUUUAUUUUUGUAAUGCUGUUUAUCUAAUUUCUAUUUUUCUAAAGUGAAAUUUCCCUCCAAGUGAUGGACCAAGAAACUCCAAGCACACUUUAAUAAUAGUCACUCAGUAUAAAGGCUUCAGAGAAGAAAAUGCCCAGUUUCUUCAUCAGGGCAAAAGAUAUAGCAUUGUUUCUACUAAGUGGGACUUAUUUUAAUCUAGAUUUAUUUUAGACUUCAGUGUAUAACAGGAGGUUUAUGGGUUUUUUUUAUAGCUUCAUGAGGCUAACCUGACUUAAUGAAGUGGGUAUCAAUACACUGUUGAUGUGUGGCCAAUAGCUUUUUUCUUUUCCUAAUCUUACUUUUUUUAAUCAAUCUCCUGCCUUUCAAGCCAUUUUUCUUCAAUGUUUUUAAAAUGGAUAAUUGAAAACCAAAAUAGAGACCUGAAAUUAAGGGGACAUGGCUGGAAUCAUCACUAAGGAAGUAUAAAAUCUAUGCCUAGAUUGACAUAAGAUCAUUUUAGACACUUUGAUAUGAUAAACUGAUCUUCUUCAGUGUGCUACCUUCAUUAUAUCAACAAUCAAGUGUUGCUUUGUUAUGCCCCAGUGCCGCACGGUUUUGUGUACUAUUUCUCUUUACAUCACAUGCACAUUAUACCUGUUUUACCAAACCAUCUGCAUGCUGAUAAUGUCAGUAGACUAGAGACUAGUCACUGGGGUUUUCAUAUUUAUCUGAACCUAAUGAUGCUCAUGCUAUUAAGAGUACUUUUAAUGACCUC